Molecule: messenger RNA, 381 nt
Organism: Mucor mucedo
Lineage: Eukaryota; Fungi; Mucoromycota; Mucoromycetes; Mucorales; Mucoraceae
Exons: 3
Coding region: 1-381 (126 amino acids)
Source: RefSeq, a predicted model, not a curated record
AUGGAAAUAUAUAUUGAAACAAGUUAUCUUAAGGAAUUCAUAUUUGUGCCCAUAAUCAAACCCAAUAAUUACUUGAAUUAUUCCAAGCCAAUGGCCACCACCCAUACCAACCCGAGGAAAUUCUUCUCAGUUUAUGGAAUAACGAUCCUGAUUUCUAGUUGUAAUAACUUUUUUUUGACGCUAUUCUUAAAUAUGUUUUGUGUUACUGAAGGGUUAAAUGUGUCAUUGAUUCGAAUAAAGAUAUCCCGAGGAGCAUUAUUGUUUGUAAAUGAAUACUCUUUGAAGGAGAUCAUGAGAAAGUUCGAUCAUAGAUCACAUUGUGUAUUGAACAAUCGUACAUUUACAUUAUUAUCCAAUAGUAGAGAUGUAUUACAAUCAUAA